This is a messenger RNA of Biomphalaria glabrata, 2945 nucleotides long. RefSeq names its product serum paraoxonase/arylesterase 2-like. Gene Ontology annotation, molecular function: arylesterase activity. The coding region runs from base 462 to 1577 and encodes 371 amino acids. The transcript has 9 exons. The record is from RefSeq and is a predicted model, not a curated record. Lineage: Eukaryota; Metazoa; Mollusca; Gastropoda; Planorbidae.
UGUUAACGGAAUAAUAGAUUCUAAAUUCUACUGAGUCCUACUGCUAGAUAAAAUCAUAAAAUAUCUAUCUAGAUCUAGAUCUAGGUUCUAGACUAGAUCCAGUCCUAAAAUAAUGGAGAUAAUUAUUACUAACGUCUAUAUGGGACCUUUAUUUUUAUGCGCAGUUUUUGUUUAAUGCCACAUUUCUGGAGUCAUUCUUUCUUAAUCUUAUUAUGAUUCUAGACUAGUAGAUCAUCUUGAAUCUUGACUUAUUUUUUAUACUACUAGAAUAACCUAUAAUGUAUAAUUGAUAGUAUAAUAAUGGCUAUAACUACUAACUAGAUCUAGUUAUUCUAGACUAGAUCUACUCAUUCUUAUGAUGAUUCUACUAUUCUAGAUCUAUAUGCUAGAUAUCUAUAUAGAUCUAAUUAUUCUAAUAAUAAUAUCAACUGAUUCAAUAUCAUUGAUUAUCACCAAAAAAAAUGUAUCGAAAGAUUGCUGCUGUCAGCAUCAUUUUAUUUGCUUUACAACAUAUCAUAAGGAUCAUUUACUCACUGGGUUAUCAUCUGCAGUUUUAUCAACAUUAUCCAGGCGCUUGCUAUGAAGUCAACGGAAUAGAUUUUGGAGCAGGAGAUUUUGAUAUUACACAAGAUGGGAUGACUUUCAUAACAUCAGGUUGGAAUAUGAAUAUAUUCUCUGACAGUUUCCAAGAUUAUUACCACAAAAAUGAUAUUACCGGAGCCAUAUAUCUACUGAGGGUCAGGGGAAAUGGAUCCACUCCCAUGAAACUAAAUAUCAUUAGCAGUGAUGCUUUGUUUAAAUUAGACAGUUUUCGACCUCGUGGUAUUAGUGUGUAUCCCAAUAUGUCCACAGGUAAACAUAUUCUUUUCGUUGUCAAUCAUCCACCCAAAGAAGUCAACAGGGUAGAAAAAUUUGAGUUUGAUCCAUUGAAUUCAGUUUUACAUCACAUUAAAUCCUACACUAGUGACAAGCUCAGAUUAGUGUACGACAUACAGGCACUGGGAGAAGAUUCCUUCUAUGCAACCAAUAUACUUUAUGAGAACAAAGUCCGUUUCUUCAUGAUCCUAGAACUGUUUUCUCUCAUGCCUUGGUCCAGUGUUGUCCACUACAAGGAAGAGACUGGUUUCCAUGAUGUUCUUACUGGACUGACUAGCACUAGUGGCAUAUUUUUGUCUGGGUGUGGAACAUACGUGUAUGUAUUACUGUGCAUGAGUUCAGAGGUCAGAGUCUACACAAGGCACAAAGAUCACACCUUGGUGUUGCAGCAGGUGUACCCACUGUUAAGCCAUCCUGACAAUGGGCUUGUUGAUCCUGUGACUGGGGAUCUCUACAUUGGCACACAUCCUAUUGCCUACCAGUUUAUCAAUCACCUUGACAGACCCAAUAAGUUCAAGGCAGCAUCACAGGUCUUGCAACUACGGACCAAAGACGGACUCAUUGUUGCUGUGACAGAACUCUUUUAUGAUGAUGGAGAUCUCAUCUCAGGCUCAUCAACUGCCGUUGUGUACAACAAGAGCUUAAUAGUGGGAUCCACCGUGGACAAACUCAUUCUUUGUCAGCUUAACAUCCCAGUAUAAAUGUAUCUUUAUAUAUUUCCUAUCCAUUCCCUUCUUUCCCACCAUGAUAACACAGUGUUCAGUGUGUAUUGUGUCAAUUUUAUUGCGAAAAUGAAGCGGCUUACCCAGUAAGCACUUGUCCAGAUGUUGUUGUUUUUUAACACAAGGCCUACAAUGUGGCCAAAACAGAAUUUAGUUUAUUAAAUAGAGCAGAAUGAGUGAAACAUUAUUCUGGAAUUUAAAAGGAAGAGGCGAUAGAAUUUUUUAAAAAGCUUGGCUAUCAAAGUAGUCGCCAGGUUAAACUCCUGAUGGAGGCGUGAUUUUUUUAUUUUUUUUGACAUCUUUCAGUCUAACCUACUCUAUGAGAGUAAAAUGAAAGCCUUUGAAUUGACACGCUCUUCAAUGUUUGACCUAAAAAUCUCGACCCCUUGUGACAUCAACAGCCCCUGUUGAUCCAUAGACCAGGGUAGAAAAGUUAAAACUGUAGUUUUAGGCAUAAUCUUGCUUUCUACAAUUGAUCUUAAUGCUCAUUUAAAAUGGACUAAAACCUUAUUAGAAUAAACUCAUAUACAAUGCACUCAACAUGUGAGGGCACGAAAAAUAUAUACAGCUUAAUGCAUAUCCAACUGCAAACACUGCUUUCACCCACAUGAAUUUUUGAAAGUAGCCAAUCCAAUACGUAAUGCUUUCUUCGGCAAACCACCAACAUUGUACAAUAGGCCUACUAAUGAAUAAAUUACUAAUCAAAUUCCAACGUCUGUAAUUUUUGCCAAGAAAUAGAGAGCAUAGGGCAUAAAUGGCUGACAUUUUUGCAUGUUAUAAAUGAAACAUUUGAUGUAAUUGUAAUGUGUUUAAUUGUAAUGUUAUACUAAAAUUGUUUCUUGGAAUUCUUGUAAUUCUGUUGUACAUCUUAACGUUUUUGUUGAUUUAUAUGUUAAUGUUACAGAAUAAUAGGAUAACACUCAAAAUCAUAUGUAACUAGGUUCAUGUGGUUUAUGAUGUAUAUGUCAAAAAAUGGGGGAUUGAAGCAGGACUUUGUUUUUAUAGAGUUUUUUUAUUAUGCUUUAUAUUGACUGAAUAUCAAAAUUUCUUUUAUCUCAUGUAGUCAGAGUUGUCCACUAAUAUUUCAAUGUGCUCUCCACAAAUAUUCCAACGACUUAGUCAAGCUGUCCGAUAAUGUUCUAACUAGUCACAGCUUUCCUUUAAUGUUAACUCAUGAAUAUUUUUUUGAGUAAUCUGCUUCUUUUAUUAUUUUCAAAGUGUGAUAUUUAUUUUUUGUUUACUAUUGAAUUUUUUAAAAAAUGUGCAAUAUUUUAUUUCAAUUAUUUUUAGCUGUGCAAUACGUUAUACAUUUUUUUUAUUUAUUAAAUAUAAUUGAUUUUUACCAAA